UUUAAGAAAAUGGCACACUUUUCGAGACUUCAGAAAUUUUCUUUAUUUAGUGUUGGAUUACUGACAGUGAACAGUUUUUUCUUUAUAAAGUAUAGAGAUGAGUUCUUUAUUUUCCGUCUAGUUGCAUCAAAUAUGAAAUAUAACUCUUUUGUUACUAAAUGGGAUCAUAAUUGGGAUAGACAUGUUCCAGAAAAAUUAUCUAAUUUUAUCAAUAUAGAUAAGCCUGAAAGUUCUAAGUACAAUGGAAAAGUGGCCAACCAUAUCUUACUAAUAAGACACGGACAGUAUCAUGUCAAUAAGCACAAUGAUGAUGAACGACGUUUAACUGAAUUAGGUAAAUUACAAGCAGAAAUAACAGGAUUGCGCUUAGCUGAAUUGGCUGUACCGUACAAAAAAAUUGUUAGUUCAACUAUGAUGAGAGCUCAAGAAACAUCACGUUUAAUCCAAAAUCACUUACCUUUAGUAGAAAUUAUAGAAGAUUGUUUACUAGUUGAAGGAUAUCCUAUUGCUCCUGAUCCCCCUGGAGGUCGGUGGCGACCUGAAAAAAAAUUCUUCCAAGAUGGACCACGAUUAGAGGCAGCUUUUCGUAAAUACAUUCAUAGAGCUGAUAGUCUUGUGGAGAAAGAUAAUUAUACUGUGAUUGUGUGUCACGCAAAUGUCAUCCGAUACUUCGUGUGCCGAGCAUUGCAGAUUCCUCCGGAAGCAUGGCUACGCAUGUCCUUAAAUCAUGGUAGUGUUACAUGGAUUACAGUACUUUCUAGCGGAAAAGUUAUUUUGCGAUCAUUUGGUGAAACAAGUCAUAUGUUACCUGAGUGGAUAACAUCAAGAUAGUUAUAAAAAAAUUAAGUGGAACUUACUCAUGAAAACUUUUUUUAAAUAUUUGUAUGCAAGUCUUACUCAUAGCAACUCAAAAUGAAACCCUUACUUUUCAACUACAAUUGUUCGUUAAAUAUUUAAACACCACUACAC
Messenger RNA from Copidosoma floridanum, 969 nucleotides. Its product is annotated as serine/threonine-protein phosphatase PGAM5, mitochondrial. Gene Ontology annotation, molecular function: protein serine/threonine phosphatase activity. Gene Ontology annotation, cellular component: mitochondrion. The record is from RefSeq and is a predicted model, not a curated record. Gene Ontology annotation, biological process: positive regulation of mitochondrial fission; peptidyl-threonine dephosphorylation. NCBI's taxonomy places the organism in Eukaryota, Metazoa, Arthropoda, Insecta, Hymenoptera, Encyrtidae.